Messenger RNA from Saccharomyces kudriavzevii IFO 1802, 654 nucleotides. It is a transcript of the gene THO1, whose product is annotated as Tho1p. Gene Ontology annotation, biological process: poly(A)+ mRNA export from nucleus. The transcript has a single exon. The record is from RefSeq and is a predicted model, not a curated record. Gene Ontology annotation, cellular component: nucleus. NCBI's taxonomy places the organism in Eukaryota, Fungi, Ascomycota, Saccharomycetes, Saccharomycetales, Saccharomycetaceae. Bases 1 to 654 code for a protein of 217 amino acids.
AUGACUGGUUACUCUUCCCUUACUGUUGUUCAACUGAAAGAUUUACUGACCAAGAGAAACCUGUCUGUGGGCGGAUUGAAAAAUGAACUGGUUCAAAGACUGAUAAAGGACGAUGAAGAGUCAAGGGGGGACAACGGAGAGCAGACGCAGGAACAAAAGCAAGAACUAGAACCAGAAUCUGUAACCAAGGAAGAGCCAGUCUUCAAAGACGUUGCAGAAAAGGAAGUCUCAAACGAGCCUAAAGAAGAAGUUGCUCUUGAGGAUGAAAGUAAAGACGUUCACACAACCUCCGAUGAAGCUUCUUCUGCUAUUCAGGAAACCAAACAAGUUGCUGCACCGGCCGCUCCUGUUUUGUCGCCGGAGGAGAUCAAGGCUAAAGCCUUGGAUCUACUGAAUAAGAAAAUGCAUCGUGCUAACAAAUUUGGUGAAGACCAAGCGAAUAUUGACUCAAUACAAAGACAGAUAAACCGUGUGGAAAAAUUUGGUGUCGACUUAAAUAGCAAGUUGGCUGAAGAAUUAGGCCUCGUCUCCAGGAAGGACGAACCCGAAAGUAGCAAUAUUGGUAAAUUCAGAAAUAGGAAUAAAAAUACAAACAACCGUUCUAGAAUCAAUAAGAACAGAAGAGGUACUCAUCGCUCUAGUUACAGAACAUAA